UUGUUUUAGCACAUUGGCUCUGCUAUAAUGUAAUCUGUAAGAGGUUUCCAGACGGCGCACAUUUCAUCAUGGCGAGCGUUGCAUCAGCCACGAGCGCACCAUCAUCUCAAGAGGUACUUGAGAAUAAUGUGGCUGGCAAUGCUUCUAGCUUUAAGGCCACAGACACAGUGAUACAGUUAGCUCAGACCCAUAAGCCAAAACCUGACGUGAAUGGCCUGGUGUUUGGGACGGUCUUUACUGACCACAUGCUGACCAUUGAGUGGAGUCUUGAGGAAGGCUGGCAGAAGCCGCACAUCCAGCCUUUUGGGAACCUGUCCAUACAUCCAGGCUGUUCUUCCCUGCAUUACGCUGUACAGCUUUUUGAGGGUAUGAAGGCGUACCGGGGGCCAGAUAACAAAGUGCGUCUCUUCAGACCCUUGAUAAACAUGAAGCGGAUGUUGAAGUCCGCCCACAGGGCCUGUCUGCCUAGUUUUGAUUGUGCAGAGUUAUUGGAGUGCAUCAGGAAGUUGGUGGAGGUGGAACAGGAUUGGGUUCCUCACUCAGACUCUGCCAGUUUGUACAUCCGUCCCACCUUCCUGGGCACAGAGCCCACCCUUGGUGUCAAGAAGCCCAACAAGGCAUUGCUUUUUGUCAUUCUUAGUCCAGUGGGCUCAUACUUUAGCACUGGUGCUAAACCAGUGUCUCUGUGGGCCGACUCCAAAUACAUCAGAGCUUGGAGAGGAGGGACAGGAGACUGUAAGAUGGGAGGGAACUAUGGCGCAUCUAUCUAUGCCCAGUAUGUGGCAGUGGAUUACGGCUGUCAGCAGGUUCUGUGGCUGUACGGGGACGACCAUCAGAUCACAGAGGUCGGCACCAUGAACCUUUUCCUCUACUGGAUCAAUGAGAGAGGAGAGGAGGAGCUUGCAACACCACCUUUAGAUGGCAUUAUUUUGCCGGGCGUUACACGACUAAGCAUCCUAGAACUUACACGCAAAUGGGGUGAGUUCAAAGUAUCCGAGCGCUAUUUGACCAUGGCCGACCUGAGGCAGGCUCUGGAGGAAAACCGAGUGAGGGAGAUGUUUGGUUCUGGAACCGCUUGUGUUGUUAGUCCAGUUGGCAGGAUCUUGUAUCAGGGAGAGAAUCUACAUAUCCCAUGUGAAGGAAGCUUUCCUCCACUUGCCUCCAGACUGCUAAAAGAGCUCACAGAUAUUCAGUAUGGACGGACCCCCAGUGACUGGUCUUGUAUUGUAUAAAGACACCUCAACAAUGUCAACAUGCUCAAGCUCUUCAGCUAAUUUAAAACAACUUUAUUUGUGGCUCCAAAGAAUAAGUUACUUGCUAGGUUUAUGUAUGUUUAGUUUUUUACCAAGUCUACCAGCUAACUGAAUCCUAGUCUAGCAAUAACAUGUUGCUCUUUAGCAUACUAAACCACUCAGAUGCCUCCUUAAGGUCAUAUUUUAAUAAUCAGAAACCAGCAGAGCAGAGUAGGUGACUAUUUCAUUAAAACAAUAUUAUGAUAUUGCUGU
This is a messenger RNA of Carassius carassius (crucian carp), 1505 nucleotides long. It is a transcript of the gene bcat1, whose product is annotated as branched chain amino-acid transaminase 1, cytosolic. The record is from RefSeq and is a predicted model, not a curated record. Gene Ontology annotation, molecular function: branched-chain-amino-acid:2-oxoglutarate transaminase activity. NCBI's taxonomy places the organism in Eukaryota, Metazoa, Chordata, Actinopteri, Cypriniformes, Cyprinidae. Gene Ontology annotation, cellular component: mitochondrion. The transcript has 11 exons. Gene Ontology annotation, biological process: L-leucine biosynthetic process; L-valine biosynthetic process. The coding region runs from base 69 to 1232 and encodes 387 amino acids.